CGGGAAAGUCUUAUUACGAAGAACGAGUUCAGACUUAAAAAAGACGUUUAUUUGUAUAAUAAUUUAUAAUGAUAAAUCGCCUUCACAGACAGCAUAUUAUUGAAUCUUCGCAAAACCCCACUGAAACGUGGCUGCAUUUUACGGAACAUGAACGACUGGGUGCCCAUCGCCAAGGAGUAUGAUCCACUCAAAGCUGGUAGCAUCGAUGGCACAGAUGAAGACCCACAUGAUCGCGCUGUCUGGCGGGCAAUGCUGGCACGCUAUGUCCCCAACAAAGGUGUCACAGGAGAUCCCCUUCUCACCCUGUUUGUGGCAAGACUAAACUUGCAGACCAAAGAGGACAAAUUAAAGGAAGUUUUUUCUCGCUAUGGUGACAUCCGGCGGCUUCGGCUGGUGAGGGACUUGGUCACUGGCUUUUCAAAGGGUUAUGCCUUCAUAGAGUACAAAGAGGAGCGUUCUGUGAUCAAAGCUUACCGAGAUGCAGAUGGCCUGGUUAUUGACCAGCAUGAAAUAUUUGUGGACUAUGAACUGGAAAGGACUCUCAAAGGGUGGAUCCCUCGGCGACUUGGAGGAGGUCUUGGGGGAAAAAAGGAAUCUGGGCAACUGAGAUUUGGGGGACGGGAUCGGCCUUUUCGAAAACCUAUUAAUUUGCCAGUUGUUAAAAAUGACCUUUAUAGGGAGGGAAAAAGGGAAAGAAGGGAGCGAUCUCGAUCCCGUGAAAGACACUGGGACUCAAGACCAAGAGAUCGAGAUCACGACAGGGGCCGGGAGAAGAGAUGGCAAGAAAGAGAGCCUCCGAGGAUGUGGCCCGAAAAUGACUGGGAAAGAGAAAGGGACUUCAGAGAAGACAGGCUCAAGGGGAGGGAGAAGAGGGAUAGAAGCAAGUAGAGGCCCCCAAACAGCCCCCUAAGUGAAACAGCAUAAGUGAAAACACAGGGUACUUAACUUUAUAAGCAGCAUUAAAUAUAAUGAGUGAAUAAAACUUAUACUGAUGAU
Messenger RNA from Otolemur garnettii (small-eared galago), 996 nucleotides. RefSeq names its product small nuclear ribonucleoprotein U11/U12 subunit 35 (gene SNRNP35). The transcript has 2 exons. The record is from RefSeq and is a predicted model, not a curated record. Gene Ontology annotation, biological process: mRNA splicing, via spliceosome. Bases 148 to 888 code for a protein of 246 amino acids. Lineage: Eukaryota; Metazoa; Chordata; Mammalia; Primates; Galagidae. Gene Ontology annotation, cellular component: precatalytic spliceosome; U12-type spliceosomal complex. Gene Ontology annotation, molecular function: mRNA binding; snRNA binding.